AUGAGUGAAUUCACUACAAAAUCUGUGAAACAAGCGGAAACUCUGGUCACCGGAGACUUCAAGUCACUUGGUCCAGCUCCACAUUACGAAGGUGAUGAGAUUAUUGUGAUGAGAUGUGCCGAGACGAUCGAUGAGAUCUUCAGUGAUUGGACAGUUCGCUCGAAUCUCAGUGAAAACAGUUAUCAGCCGUUUGACUUGAAUACUCCAAUCGAACUUCCUCGUCGUUCGGCCAUGCUCAAAUCUUAUUCUCAAGAUCCACCAAUAACUGAAACUGGAAAGAUCGCCUCUAAAAUGAUGGCAAGAGAGCUAUCAGAUCGUCAUGCCAUUCCAUCUGUCAUCUUCUGUUCUCCAGAUUUUGCUUCUGUUGAGACCGCCCAUUUGAUCAAAUCUUACAUUGGUGACAAGUGUGGAAAGAUUCAAAUCGAACCAGAACUCUCGACACUUCACAAAGCUUCUCAUGUCUUCUUCGGUCCUGCUCAUUUCAAAUCUUUAGGAUACAGUAUUGAUAGUAAAGAACCGUUGCGUGCAGUGUCUGAUGGAGUUGCUCUGUCUGAUCUUGUGAGCCGAGUGAAAAGAGCAUUCUAUGAGUUGACAUCCAAAGUAGAGAAUGCUUUAAUCAUCGUGGACCCACUCUCAAUGAUGAUCAUUUCCUCCCUCUUCUACUCAAUCAAAAUGGUAAGUUCAGUGGAACUCGAACGUCUUCGAAGCCUCUCUUCGUUCCCAUCACUCUCCAAUUUCACUUGUUUCCGUGUUGGUGCAAAUACUGGAAUGAAGAUGUACGACUUGACGAGUACUAGUCUUCGUCCACUCACUUUCACAGGAUUCUCUAAUGAAAUUGAUAUGGAUAUGGUUCCGGCGGUGCCAGAAUAA
This is a messenger RNA of Caenorhabditis remanei, 870 nucleotides long. RefSeq lists its product as uncharacterized. The coding region runs from base 1 to 870 and encodes 289 amino acids. Lineage: Eukaryota; Metazoa; Nematoda; Chromadorea; Rhabditida; Rhabditidae. The record is from RefSeq and is a predicted model, not a curated record. The transcript has 5 exons.